Emiliania huxleyi CCMP1516 is the source of this 1245-nucleotide messenger RNA. RefSeq lists its product as hypothetical. Lineage: Eukaryota; Haptophyta; Isochrysidales; Noelaerhabdaceae. The record is from RefSeq and is a predicted model, not a curated record. Bases 81 to 995 code for a protein of 304 amino acids. Gene Ontology annotation, cellular component: membrane. The transcript has 6 exons.
CCCAAGCCAGCGAGCAGGGCCAGGCCAGGGCCCAAGUGACGCUGUGCGCUUCAGCAUCCGACCUCCGCCAGCACCGACGAAUGCUCCGGAGGCGGAUGCUCACGACCGCGGCCAAGGCUGCUGCUGCGGCGCCAGCCGCGGCCGGAGCGGCCGCCUCGCUCGCUGGGAAGCCGACCCUGCUCAAGUCGGCCGCGAUUUUUGGCUCCGCGAAUGCGCUCGGCUUCGGCAUCUCUGCGGCGACGGGCUCUCACCUGCACCUCGACCUCAUCGGGACGGGCGUCUUCGCCGUCGCGGCGGUCGCCACUGCCGGCGCCGACGCCCGGCAGCGCUGCUCUGCGGGCGCCGUCGCGCUGUGGGCCGUGAAGCUCUCGUCCUUCCUCUUCUACCGCGCGCUUCAGACGCAGCACGACGGUCGACUGACCGAGAUCCUGUCCACGACGAGCGGCGCUGCGGGCUUCUGGUUCAUCUCCUUCGCCUGGGGCUGGGUCGUCUCUCUCCCGCACACGAUCGCCGCGGGCGUGCCCGCCGGACGGCCACGCUUCGGCGGGCCGUUCGACGUGCUCGGCCUCGGCCUCUUUGCGGCGGGGCUGCUGACCGAGACGGCGGCAGACUACACAAAGUGGUGCUUCAAGGCCGACCCUGCCAACCGCGGCCGCUUCUGCGACGCCGGCGUCUGGGCCGCGUCGCAGCACCCGAACUGGUUUGGCAACCUCGCCCUCUGGAGCGGCAUCUUCCUGCUCAACGUGCCCACCCUCGCCGCCGACUUGCCUGCCGGUGCGGGCUGGCUGCGGCGCGGCGCGAGACUUCUCGGCGGCGCCGCCUCGCCCCUCUUCCUCCUCUCUCUCUUCUACGGCCAGGCGACGGACGCUAUCGCCAACCAGGCGGAGCUCGCGCGCAGGCGCUACGCCUCCGACCCGCGCUACGCCGCCUACGAGCAGCGCACGCCCCUCGUGGUGCCGACGAUCGCCAGCCUCGGGCGGCUCUUCGGGCGCUGACGCGGUGUGAGCGGUGAGGUCUGCCGUAGCACUCAAUUAGAGAGGUAACAGGAAACAGCUCUCGACUCUCUCGACACACUUCCGGACACAUGCGCCCCCCGACAAGGGACGAGCUUGCAAGCGUCAAGCGACAACCGAGAAAUGUGGCGGGUUUAUCUCGUCCUCAGCUCCUGAGUCCUGACUCCUGUCUCACACACGCACACCUCGACAUGCGUCUACGUGUAGUUUUGCAGUGUUGUACACCAUCGUG